Messenger RNA from Ctenopharyngodon idella (grass carp), 8363 nucleotides. RefSeq names its product sema domain, transmembrane domain (TM), and cytoplasmic domain, (semaphorin) 6Bb (gene sema6bb). Lineage: Eukaryota; Metazoa; Chordata; Actinopteri; Cypriniformes; Xenocyprididae. The record is from RefSeq and is a predicted model, not a curated record. Gene Ontology annotation, biological process: axon guidance; negative regulation of axon extension involved in axon guidance; neural crest cell migration. The transcript is spliced from 18 exons. Gene Ontology annotation, molecular function: semaphorin receptor binding; chemorepellent activity. The coding region runs from base 923 to 3547 and encodes 874 amino acids.
CUAUUCUGCGUCAGGUUUUGGCAUUGACUUGCGUUUCAAUAGCUGUGGGUGACAGACUUACAACAGCGCUGAGAUAGCAAACGCGUGAUCUUUCUCUCUCAGUCAGACCAAACGCCGCGGGCUACACGCCGGGGAUUGCAGGAAAUAUUACAUUUCUCCCGAACAAUAAGAGUUUCUUUUAACGGAUUCCAAAGGCUGGACUCAAAUCGGAGGAAGCGACGCGCGCACCAAACAAACGAACGUGCCUUUUUGUCCACGCGCUCAGGAGCGUGUACAUUCUACUGGCGCAGCACUGAAUAAACUAUUGUAGCGGUAGGUGAUUGAUAAGGCAAAUGUUUCCAGCCCAGACAGACACGUUUUCAUAAGGCACAGCUGGUUGCGCUGGCGUGGACUGUUUUUUGGCAUCAUUUGUUAGACAUUUAUCCCCGCUUAUUCAAAACGACUUCUUGGAUUCUGGAAGGCUGUCCGAAGGGGGAUACAGCGGCUGCAGGACGAAGUCGGGAAUGCCAUUUGUUCACGAGCAGCAUAGACGAGCUUUGUCGCGCGGUGUUUUUUACCCGGGGACAGGUGUCGUUGUGUACGUUGGGGUGGGGGGUUAGUUGUUGGGGGUUUGGACACAGUUGUCUUAAGGAUGUCAGAUCAGGGAUCAGAUCUACACAGAGACAGGUGCGAUAGAGAGGAGUAGAUUUCACGCGGACCCCUCCUCUCCUCUCCUCUCUUCUCCUCUCAGUCACUCUGGAUUAUAGUCCCGAGGAGGCGAGUCAUUCACAGAGAACCGGGCUCACCGUUUCCCGUGGCUGUUAUCGCCUCUCUCUCUUUCUCACCCCUCUGUGAGAGUUCACCGCUGGUGGAGCCGUGUGAAGCUGAGGAGAGUUCAGACCUGAACCUGGAGGAGUUUCACUCAUGCCGGAGCUCCGCUACCAUGACGACUGUGGCCAAACCUUUCAUCGGGCUCUUCUGGCUCCUGCGGUUGGUGUGUGCGGUCUUCCCUGAGGAACCGGGACCUCUGAACUUCAUCCCCACUGAAGUGGUAAGAAGGCAUCCUGUGUUUCUCGGACGGCCCCAUCGCUCAUCUCUCAGACAGGAACCCUUACACAUUCAGAGGAUUCUGCAGGUCAACCGUACACUUUACAUCGGAGCCAGAGAUGACCUUUUCCGAGUGGAGCUGGACAACGUGGUUGGAGAAGAGAUGUUUUACAGCAAGAAGAGGACAUGGGAAUCCAACAAAAAUGACAUCAGAAUCUGUAGAAUGAAGGGAAAACAUGAGGACGAGUGCCGUAACUACAUGAAGGUUCUGCUCAGCCGGCAGGGUGGAUUGUUUAUCUGCGGGACCAACGCCUUCAAUCCGUUAUGUGCCAAUUAUACAGGAGACACUCUUGAGAUGGUGGGUGAAACCGUCAGUGGGAUGGCUAGAUGCCCAUAUGACCCGAAACAUGCCAACGUGGCCCUGUUUGCAGAGGGGAAUCUCUACACUGCCACAGUGACUGAUUUUCUGGCCAUCGAUGCCGUGAUCUACAGGAGUCUGGGGGACAAUCCUGCCCUGCGAACUGUGAAACACGACUCCAAAUGGUUUAGAGAGCCAUACUUUGUGAAUGCUGUGGAAUGGGGGCCACAUGUCUACUUCUUUUUUAGAGAGAUGGCCAUGGAGUUCAACUAUCUGGAGAAGGUGGUUGUGUCUCGUGUUGCACGAGUGUGCAAAACCGAUCAGGGCGGUUCGCAGCGCGUCCUCGAAAAGCAGUGGACGUCGUUCCUGAAAGCUCGGCUGAACUGCUCAAUCCCGGGAGACUCACACUUCUACUUCAACCUCCUGCAUUCCACCAGUCCCAUCAUCCGCAUGCACGGCAGGGAUAUCAUCCUCGCUGUCUUCUCCACUCCCUCCAACAGUAUUCCUGGGUCUGCAGUGUGUGCUUUCGACAUGGACCAGCUGGCCGGAGUGUUUGAUGGAAGAUUUAAAGAGCAGAAAUCGCCCGAGUCGAUAUGGACACCUGUUCCAGAUGAGGUUGUGCCCAAACCGAGGCCGGGUGGUUGUGCCAUACAAGGCUCGAGGUUCAACUCCUCCAACUCUUUUCCCGAUGAUAUGCUAACUUUUGUCAAGACCCAUCCACUGAUGGAUGAAGCCAUCCCAUCGCUCGGUCAGAGACCAUGGAUUGUUAGGACCAUGGUCAGAUACCAGCUCAACAAAAUGGUGGUGGACACAAACGCCGGUCCCUAUGGCAACCAGACAGUCCUUUUCCUGGGUUCCAGCCGAGGGACCAUCCUCAAAUUCCUCGUUACCCCUAACAGGGAUAACACUGUGACGAACAACAACGUGUUCCUCGAGGAACUGGAAGGCUACAACCCAGACAGGUGUGGGACGGACUCUCCUCAGGCCAGGCAGCUGCUCUCCCUCACGCUGGACCGCAUCAGUCACAGCCUCCUACUGGCUUUCCCCUCUUGCGUGAUCAAAGUGCCUGUAGCACGCUGCCAGCUCUAUUCCCGCUGCAUGAAGAACUGUAUCGCCUCACGGGAUCCCUACUGUGGCUGGACCAGAGGAAGCACCUGCUCUUUCCUCCGUGCAGGUACCAGGCUUCCCUUUGAGCAAGACGUCGAGCACGGAAACACUUCUCACUUGGGCGACUGUGACGGCCUUCUGCAGGAGAGUUUCAUCGAGGAACCAGAUGGCUUGGUGUCCGUGAACCUGCUGGUCGUGUCUGCGGUUUCAGCGUUUGCCACCGGGGCGGUGCUGUCGGGUCUGAUGGUGUGUUGGAUAAUGAGCCUCAAGCACCGCCAACGCUCCAGAGCCGGUGGAUCUGGUUUGGGGAGUCGUCGCAAGGGUGAUAAGGAGCAAAGCAUGCUGGGACACGGGCGCAGCGGGUCCAUGAUCAGCGUGACGCGUAUCAGCGGCAGCGAACGACCCCGCUCGCAGGUUGAGAAUCUAUUCACCAACGGCUGGCCAAAAUCUGGAGAUAUCGACCCAGGACUUCCCACUCCAGAACAGACGCCUCUGCAGCAGAAACGUCCCACUCCAAACGUUCAUCUCACAGACUGCGAUUGGGACCAGAGCCAUACCUUCCUGGCCCAGACAGGGACACCCUGCCCGGCGAACUCUGCGGUCAUUUACCUGAGUUCCAAAUACUUGCAGGGUGGGCGGCAGGAGGGAUCAGGUGAUGUUCCCCCGCAUUCGGAGCGCCAGCGGUACCUUAUCCUCUCCCACCCUGCGAAUCAGCGGGAGCAGGCCGGGCAACCAUCCGCCCCGCCUACCCACAACUCUGCCGGUGAAUACAACUAUCCGGCGACACCUCAAGACUCCCCUGACCGCAGGAGGGUGGUGUCGGCUCCUACCACGCAGACGGACUAUGGCGAACAUCUGCGAUGGUCCCGCGACGGGCUCAACUUCAAUAGCAACAAUGCGACUCCUUCUGGCCACCAUCCGUAUCCGAUACAGCCGCGCACUAAUGCAGCAUUAGUACGGCCAGGUCACCACACUCAGCGGGGGCUCAAUGAGCUACAGGACUACAGCCACCUGCUGGUGAAAAGUGUAAGUGAGCGCAACCCUAGUGGCCAAUGAGUGGUCCAGGCCCGUUCACACCCUUCAGAGUCCCAUCACCCCUAAGACUCAGACUCCUUCUGUAAUCCUGCCCUUCCUGUCCUCUCUCACUGCCAUCCAGUGUCUUUCAAGUCCCCCACCAGUGGCUGAGCUCUAGAACUACAGAGAGUGAGAGAAUAAGAUCGUUAAUGGUUGAUGGUGUUAAAGCCGCCGUCAUCCCCAGCCUGAGGGUUGACGCCACUUAGCACGUUAGCGGCUUCUAUCACGCCCUGUCUAAUGAAACGGAAGGAUCGCUUGGGAAUAACAGAUGUGUUGGGUGAUGGGAGGUGAAAUACAUAAUCUUAAUCCUGCAAAUGGGUACGUUGACUGUCUAGCAUACCGAAGCGGUCACGGAUUGUCUCUCUGUAAUCUCACGCCUGUAAACCAUUCAAUGGAAGUGAUCCCUUUCGUUUUCACCUCUUUCUUGCUUUACAUUUGAGCCUGUGGAUGCUGCUUUUGUGCGUCCCGGGCCUUUGCAGACAAGCUCAAACUUCCUUUUGUCUGUUUGUGUGUGUGUAUGUGAGCCGCGCCAAAAUGUGCUUGUCGGCCAGACUUGAUGUGAACACAAAAUGGCCGACCAACACUGGAGUUUCGUAAGUGAUCUGAUGUCAAAUGACUGACUACUCCACCCUCCCUUACCUAUUAAGUGUCAGGAAGCAAUCAAGAAAACUGCCAUGUGACUCUAUCUAAAGACUUGUGUGCUGGAAUAUCAGAUGUAAAUGGGUGAUGGAGCAGAGCGUUCGCAAAAAAUCAUGGAUUAAUCUACCCAUGCUUUCUGGACGGAGCAGGGAAGCACUGUGGAAAUGAGUUUAUGUUGCGUACAGGGCCAUAUGCUGGGUGGACCCAUUUAAUUUGUGGUUUAUCUUCAAAACCAAGAAAUUUAGUGUUUUUUAUCCCCUACACAUGUUAGAAUUAGAGCAGAGCAUUUGCAACACUCUCUUUCUUUCACUCGGCCUGGCUUCGUUCUCUCUGCAGUCCAUUGAGUCGAAUGUGAGCUCGGUUGUCUGGGCCGGGCCGGGCCACUAGGGAGCUGAAUUCAGAGUGUCUCACUGACACUGGGUCUCUUUGUGCAGCCCAGCCAGAGAAGACCAUCCCAACAACAAAUAGCCGUUAAGAGUCAUGGCCUAGCCAUCAGCCAAGCCCAAGAGAAUGUCAAUGAGGAGCCAGACAGAUCGGACCCCUCUGGGUCCCCCCUCACUGCCAGCCUUCACAAGCCACACAGAAUCAGAUGAAUACAAUGUUACAUUUAGAUGGAGAGCAAAAAAAUCAAACCCACUGUGCUCCCAAUGGCACUGUGCCCACUUCAGCCAUUGUUAGUUUCCUCUGGCUCUCUUUGGAUUGCUGUUUGUUUGUUUCAGGGUUGUAAACCCCAUGAGAGGCAUGAAAGAAAUAGUGUACUAUUCAAUUCAUUCACCUCUCAGUGAACGACGUUAUCUCUGCUUUCUUCCCGUGGGGCACUAGUAAUUCACCUAACAUUACCUGAGUGUGUCCACUAGAGGGCAGUAAUGCAUAUUACAGGAUUUUACUACUCAGUGCUCAAUGGACCCUUUUCACAGUGUGAGAUGAGUAAUUAAAAGAGUUACAUUUAACAUCGAAAACCAAAAAUUUUAUUUUGUAUUUUAAUUUUUUUUUUAAGAUUUGUUUUUUGUUCAGACAUAUUAAAUUGGUCAAAAGUGACAGUAAAGACAUUUAUAAUGCGACAAAAAAAUUAUAUUUCAAAUAAAUGCUGUUAUUUUGAACUUUCCAUUUACCAAAAAAUCCUGAAAAAACUGUAUCAUGGUUUCCACAAAAAUAUCAGGCAGCUCCAUCGUUUUCAACAUUGAUAUGACAGGAAAAUUCUUGAGCACCAAAUCAGCUUAUUUGAAUUAUUUCUAAAGGAUCAUGUGACACUGAAGACUGGAUUAAUGCCUGUUUAAUGCCAUCUGUGCCACACCAGGUAUAAAUUACAUUUUAAAAUGCUAAUAUUUCACAAUAUUAUUGUUUUUACUGUAUUUUUAUCAAAUAAAUGAAGCCUAAGUCAGCAUAAGAGACUUCUUAAAAAUCAUUAAACAAAUCUUACUGACCCCAAACUUUUAAACAGUAGUGCAUUACACUAUACUUUGUUAUAUUUACCUGGCAUUAAACCCUGUUGCAAUGGGGUUUCAAAUACAUCUUUUGAUUUGACAUCUUUCUGACUGCUGAUAUCCAUCCCUUUUUCUUUUCUUUUAGAAGUCAUGUAAAUUGAUUUUUUUUUUUUUUUUUUUUUCUUAAACUGUUGAAACAAAUGGUAUUGCAAAAAUAACAUUUGCUAUGGUCUCACAUGUACUUCUCUAGAAGACUACCCUGCUAUUGUUUACGUUCCAAACCCAAAAAUGAAAUGUGAAAAUGGUCCAUGAGAGAGUUUGACAUGAAAUGUUUGAUGGUCCUAUAAUCAACAAUACUAAAGCACUAAGUGUAUGUUGUUUUAAAAAAAGACCGUGUUUCAAAUAAAAAGUCUGGUGAGGUGAUGAUAGAGAGAGAAUUUAAGGGCACAGGGUAAGGAGUGUGUUCUUUUAAAUUUGGAUGGAUGAAACCACUGAAGCUGAACAUUAAAGCCAUUAAUGAAGUGUAUAAUUUAUGGGUUUUAAGUGCCAAUGCAUGACUGAGUUCAAAACUGUAUAAUUAUUUUACACAAUCAACAUUAUUGAUGCUGUUUUUUAAUUGAUGCUGUCACCCAGCUCAUCUGUUUAUUUUCCAACUGCUCUACCCUCACACAGACUACGUGCUGAAAAAAGGUCUACCCACCCAUGCAUGCUCUCGCCCUGCUUCCCUCUCUCCGGCUUUUCACUCUGUUGCACCAUUAGGCGAAACAUGCAUGAUUACGCUAAGUCUAUCUUGGGCCGAUAAGGCCUAGAGAUGAUCGUGAGAGACGUGCAGAAAUGCAAGCACCCACUUGCUUACUCACAGCCAGAUUUUACAAAGCAAUCGCCUGAGAUGUGGGCAGCAAAACUCAAGAAGCGAGUCAUCUUCCCAACUGCAUCCCAUGUAAGUAACAUUCCCUGGAACAAACCAGAAACUAGCAGCAAGCAUAGGUCAAACUUAUUGUGAAACCCUGUACGCAAUUGCUAAACACUGUCUGGGUUAAUUCGCACAAGAUUUUGAGGCGGUGAAAUGGAGUUAAUUUGCUGUGGAGCUCUAUAAAAUGCGUUCCCAGGAAAAGAAAAUAAACAAGGGUUGUUUCACUGUUUCCUAUGUCGUAAUUCUCUCAAGCAAGAAAUGGAGUCCGCCAUAAAAACUCUGCUAUGGUUUUGUUUAGACAGAAAUAUAUCUAGCUAUGUUUUAGAAAGCUCCCUACACUCAAUUUUCCAAUUAAAAUCCUGUCUCUGAACAGUGAGGACAGUGCGCUCCAGGCUUUCUCAUUGUCUGGGCUGUUUCUUUCUCCACUUUGUCUUUUAAAGCCCUGAGAUUUUUUUUUUUUUCUUCUUUUUUGACAGCCCCCCAGCCACAAACUGCCACAGCUAAUGGGCCACCCGACAAAAUGUGCAAACACAAAGAAAGAAAUGGUUUGUUUAGAAAUGACAUACUUUCAGUUUGCAAAGCCUGACAUCUGACAAGCACAAACAGAGUUUGAAUUUUUUUGUAAAGUUGUAGAGAAUAUAUUAGCCAGUACUGAUAUCUUCAUUUUUAUAUUUGUUUAUUUGUUUGUUUUGUGGUAAUGUUUUAGGUUGGUUUAUUGAGUUCAUGAAAGUGAUUUGAUUUGCUCUCUGGUGUGUGAAUUUUUUCAACAAUGACAAUGAUUAUACUGCGACUGUGACCUGAAUUUCAGUGUUUGAUCCUGGUUCAUGAACUGUGCAAAGCCUUUUCUCAAAAAAAAAAAAAAAAAAAAAUGGAUGGGAGAUGUUUCUCCUAAAAGAAAGAGAAAGAGAAAAACACUUUUGCAAAAGAGCCAAGUCUUCUGUUAACUGUGAUGGACUUCUGAUUCGUCUUGCACCGGAGGCUGUUCGUGUUACUGGGUCCAUUGUCAUUAAAUGACAAGUCGUGUCCCCUUCAGUGUACAUAAUGAUUUCAGUGCUUAAAUGUAAUUUAAGUGAACUAUCUGCAUGAACACAGCCUCGGUCUGGGGUACACAGAGGUAGUGCGUACUUCAACACGACAUGCUACCGUGUGCCCUGAUAUUGUCCACCAAUCAGACAGUCACAUGCAUGCUUUCCAAAUCAACAGCACAAAUGCACACACACACACAUACAUGCACACACAAUCACUCACACAAACACAUGGACAGUGGGGUUCGGAAGUCUAAAAAGAUUCUAUUUAGCAUUUUUCUUAUUUAACAAUGUUUUUCAUUACAAAUUAUAUCAUCAACAUAAUUUAAGUGAAAAUAUUAAUUGAAAAAUUGACAUGAAUUUCAGAAUGUCUUAGUAUUCAGUUUGUCCCUCUUUUGCUUUAAUGACAGCAGCACUCGAGCUGCAUGUAGUUUGCGCAAAACCUGAUGAUCGUGUUCUCCAACAUGAUUUGAGAUUAUCCAAAGAGCAUCUGACCAUCUUUACAGAAUCACAUGAAGAAUGUCACAUUUUCUUAUUUCAUUAGUGAUCUGAAAAUGCUAAAUCUUAAAUAUUUCAUAUUCUUUUUAUGUCAUUAAUUUUUUAAUUUUCUCGAAUAUUUUCGGGUGUAAAUGAUCAUUUAAAUUCCUAAUUUUCAAUGUGGUCUCAGACUUUUGGACUCCACUGUACUUAAAUAUUUCUGCAUUUGAAAACUCAUUGUCCUCAGUUCUGACUGUCAUUGAGCAUGGAGACUGUGCUCUGUUAUCAUUUCCUGUUCUAAUAAACCAUCAAGAACCUAA